AUGGCCGUGUUUUUUACUAAGGAGAGCUUCAACAAGGUCGUUCUCAGCAUUAUGUUCUUUAACUUCGUAUGUAUUGCGACAACUGUGGUUGACAACUUAAAUGUGACAAUUUUCGUAAAGAAUAUUUCUAACAUUGUCUUCAAUUAUUCUGCUCUCAUGUAUGGCUUCAUAAUGCCACUGGUGAUGCUCUGCCACAACGAACUCUGGCAAAACGAGCUGAAACGUCUAAUUGAGAAGAUUCACCGUAAUCGUGUACAUGACGAUGCCACAGUACAUAUCAAGUCUACUUUUGGCAAAGAGAUAAUGGUGGAUAGUAUUGAACACUCACAAAGAUAUUUUGAAAUGCUGCGGAAGGACUGGUCCUACCGAUAA
This is a messenger RNA of Ostertagia ostertagi, 372 nucleotides long. The record is from the annotation of a GenBank genome assembly. NCBI's taxonomy places the organism in Eukaryota, Metazoa, Nematoda, Chromadorea, Rhabditida, Trichostrongylidae.